AUGCGCCACCACCUCUUCCUCACCACCAUUUCCCUCCUCUCCACAACAGCAACAGCAGCCUCCACCAUCGCCAACAUCCACCCAGCUUUCCACGAUACCUGUCCACCAGCACUAUCUCCCCGCGCCCACACACACCAUCACACACCCGUUCUCCAACUCCACGAAGGAACAUGCCACCCUAUCCCCAUAACAUCCACGCAUGUAUCCUUCGACGCCCAGAUCGAGCCAUUCAUAUCUCCGGCUCCUAAUGGCGAGGAUAACAACAGCGACAAGGAUAUCAAUGAGAAAGGAGGGAUACCCCAACACUGUAAUGUGACCAUGCAUGAACAGCCCGGGUGCGUGGAUGAGCCGUUCCUUGCGCAGACGGUGCAUGCGGGGGAGUUUGGGAGAUGGGUGGGGAGUGAGUGUGCGGUGCAUCCUCGUCGUCGUCCUGUGCGGGGGAGGUAUCGUCGUGGUGGUAGUGGGGAUGGGGAUGGGAAUGGGAAUGUGUGGGUGUUGUUGGAGUGUGAGGAGGCUUCCGGCUCUCCUGGUUCUGGUUCUGGGGAUGGGGAUGGGGAUGUUCAUGGGGUCAACCAGGGUGAAGAUGAGAGUGCUGAUGCUACACAGCAGCAGGAUAAGGAAGAGGAAGAUAAAGUGGGAACUGUUACGCAUGGUGGCAUGGUCAGCUCUUCCCCUGGUGUUGGGCUGAAUGGGACGACGAGUGCAGUGAACAGCACCACGUCGCCCAGUCCUUCAUUGCAUGCUGCGAUGAAUUCAGCAGCAGCAGCAGUUGCGGAGAAGAGUAAUGGCACGAGCAUUAAUGGCACGUCUACUAGUUCUUUGGUGCAUGCUCCGCUGAACCAGACGGUGUCGUGGAAGUUGAUGCCCCGGAGGAAGAGGGGGAGGUUCUCGAUCUACUGA
This is a messenger RNA of Aspergillus niger, 900 nucleotides long. RefSeq lists its product as uncharacterized. The transcript has a single exon. Lineage: Eukaryota; Fungi; Ascomycota; Eurotiomycetes; Eurotiales; Aspergillaceae. The record is from RefSeq and is a predicted model, not a curated record. The coding region runs from base 1 to 900 and encodes 299 amino acids.